This is a messenger RNA of Stegastes partitus (bicolor damselfish), 3707 nucleotides long. RefSeq names its product nucleoporin 58 (gene nup58). The transcript is spliced from 14 exons. Gene Ontology annotation, cellular component: nuclear pore. The coding region runs from base 280 to 2079 and encodes 599 amino acids. Lineage: Eukaryota; Metazoa; Chordata; Actinopteri; Pomacentridae. Gene Ontology annotation, biological process: nucleocytoplasmic transport. The record is from RefSeq and is a predicted model, not a curated record. Gene Ontology annotation, molecular function: structural constituent of nuclear pore.
ACCAGGCGGGGAAUAAGAAAAGUAACACCAUGCGAGAAUCAGUCCUGAGAUAUUUCACGGGCUUAAAAAUCUAAAUACAAAAUAAGAGGUUGCGAGAACGUAACCGACUGCAGUAGGGUUGACCCGGAUUUAUUUAAAGAGUUUAUUGUCCGAGUAUGUUUUGAGUGAAAACAAAAAAGCGGAUUUGGCCCUCACGCGGGCAUCAAAGCUAACCGUCGUGUUAGCUGUGAUGCUGGGUUGUUCGUCAGUUGACGGUGAAUGUUUGCCUCUUAAGAGAAAAUGUCUGGCUUUAACUUUGGAUCGGGAACUCUUGGCUCCGCCAACACUGGCGGAGGAUUCGCAUUUGGUGCCGCAGCCAGUGCACCUGCGGCCAGUACCGGUGGCUUCUCUUUCGGGACUGCUCUGGGUACAGCCGCUGCAGCCCCUGCUUCCACCACCAGCACCACCCCGGCUCUAGGAGGCCUAGGAGGCAGUCUCUUUACUCAGAAAGCUACUGGAGGAUUCUCUUUCAAUACACCUGCCUCAAGUGCUGUUGUGCCCACUGCAGGCCUCACAUUAGGUGCCCCAGCUACUACCGCUACCACUGGCUUUAGCUUGGCCUUCAACAAGCCCACUGCCUCAGCAACACCCUUCUCCCUCACCACCACUACCACCUCCUCGACAGCCCCUCCUGGGGCAGGUUUAACGUUUGGCUCUGUCCUGACAUCUACAGCCCCCCAGCAGCCUGCAGCCACGGGCUUCACUCUUGGUCUUGGUAGCUCAACAACCACCACAGCAGCCGUACCGGGCCCAUCACUGGGUGGGAGUCUCUUCUCUAGCAAUGUGUCUACAGGUUUGGGUCAAACCACUCUUGGAGCAGGGGGCGGAUUAACGUUAGGUUCCCUGUUGGCAACGUCCACAGCAGUAUCGGCAGCCCCUGCCCCAAGUAUGGGCUUGGGUGGAGUCGACUUCAGUACAUCCUCUGAGCACAAGAGCGACACAUCGUCUGGAGCCAAUGCACAGGACAGUAAAGCUUUAAAAGAUGAGAACCUGCCCCCAGUUAUUUGUCAGGAUGUGGAAAAUUUUCAAAAAUUUGUGAAAGAGCAGAAACAAGUUCAGGAGGACAUAAGCAGGAUGUCAUCAAAAGCCAUUUCUAAAGUCCAAGAUGACAUCAAGAACCUUAAACAGCUGCUCUCUGUCAGUGCCAGCGGUCUACAGCGCCAAGCUCUGGCUAUUGACAAACUAAAGCUGGAGACAGCACAGGAGCUGAAAAAUGCGGACAUCGCAUUGCGUACACAGAAGACACCGCCUGGACUUCAACACGAGAACACAGCACCAUCGGAUUACUUCCGCAGCCUCGUAGAGCAGUUUGAGGUGCAGUUGCAACAAUAUCGGCAGCAGAUAGAAGAACUGGAAAACCAUCUGACGACGCAGAGCAGUGGCUCCCACAUCACUCCUCAGGAUUUGACUUUGGCCAUGCAGAAGUUGUACCAAACAUUUGUUGCACAGGCUGCCCAGCUCCAGUCUGUCCAUGAGAAUGUCAAGAUUUUGAAGCACCAGUACCUUUCCUACCGGAGAGCCUUCCUAGAAGACUCCACUGACGUCUUUGAGUCCAAACGAGCAUCGAACAGGAAAUGGCAGAGUGCGCCGCGAGUCACAACGGGGCCCGCCCCAUUCUCCAGUGUGCCCAAUGCUGCAGCUGUUGCCAUGGCAGCCACGUUGACCCAGCAACAGCAGCCAACUCCAGGGACCCAGGCACCCUUGGGGGCAGGGUUUGGAAACCCCUUUGCCUCGGCAGUGGGCACUAGCUUGGGCUCUUCUACCCUUGGAGGUUUUGGUGGUGGGCCAGGAUUUGGUGGGGUGGGGACUGGGGGGUCUUCUUUUGCCUUCUCCUCCACCAGUAAGCCCACAGGAGGCAGUCUGAGUGCAGGUUUUGGUAGCAGCAGCAGCUCAGGCUUUAACUUCAGCAAUCCCGGCAUCAACCCGUCGGCUGGCCUGACUUUUGGCGUGUCCAACCAACCCGCUGCAGGCUUUGGCCCAGGAGCGCCGCUACUCCAGCUGAAGAAGCCUCCUGCCGGUAACAAAAGAGGCAAGAGAUAGAAACGGGAGAAGAUCAGAACCUUGUGACUGAGCAGCUGUCCAGCUUGGGGCUUGUAGCAAAGUAAGGCCUGGUCUCUCAAAAGCAUAUAAGCAGCGCUGAAAUUAUCAUUAGAUUAUAGAACGGAGGAAAUUUGAGGAAAACAUCAGGGAAGUGAUCGGACCCACCAUCUAACAGAAACAAAAGAUUACUGUUUUCAAAUCAUUAGGAGGUUUAUGCUCAAUAAACAUGAAGAAAAAGAAAAUCCUGUUGACCAACCAGCAUUAUCUUUCUCUAAUUCACUAGUCUGUGUUGUCCACUGUUCUACGUUGAUUUGAUUCCAUUUCAGUCACUCACAUGACCAUUUUCCGCUUUCAUUCAUUUCAUCAGUGAAAUUAGAUUUAUACUUGUACUUUAUAUUCAGUCAAUCAGACCACCAAAUGUCAGAAACUGGAAUUAUCCUUUGAGUACGAGAAAAACUUUUCUUUUUUUAAAGUAGGGUUAUUGUUGCUUUUAGUAAGAAAAGUGGGACCAAAUCAAUCAAUGCAGUCGACAGUGGCAAAUAAAGAAAGGAUACGAUGGUGUUUGUUCAUUUAAUCUUAAGCCCAUUUGCCUCAAAAAGUUCCCUGCACACUCUGGUCUGUGGUGCUACAAUGCUUUUGGGAAUGCCAGAUAAGGACAGAGCCGGGUCCGUUUCAAAUCAUUCAGUUUUCUGUGAGGAAUUGCUUUAGUCUGAAUAUUGUACAAGGUAAACAUGUUUUUUGCGCUUUGAAGUGGACAGUCUAGUUGGUUCCAUUUUGUUACACAAACUCUCUCAGUCACAGAACUGCACUUGAAUGCUUCUCAAAUGUUGACUUGGCUCAAGUCGUGUCCAGGGAAGGGUAUGAUAAGGUAAAGGGAAAAAAAGCGUAUGGGGUGGUAAGUGGGUGGGAACAGCAUAGUCCCUAUCUGAAAGUGUCAAUAGGGAAUAUUAUCUGAUCCUAGAUAGUUUUAUACACAGGAGUGUCGAGGGUGGGUUUUUGGGGAAGCACAGUUUUAUUUUUGUAUCAAGUAGAGAAAGAGCUGACAUUCGGGAUGGGGUAGAGGGGGACUAGCACCUUGUGACAGUCCAUUAUCUAGUCCACAUAACCUGUGUUGUAUUGCUGCAGUCCAUCCUUAUUAUUGUUCAUUAAUUACUUUUAGAAAAACUUUGUUUGCCCCUGUGUACUAUUGUGAAGAACUUGGGAUAGGAAAUGCCUCUUUGUAUUACCUGGCCCCCAUUAGAUGUUAAGUUAGUUAAAUCUGAAAGGGAUUUCACAGUGCAUAUUCUACCUACUCAAUUUAUACAUGUGCUAGAACAAAUUUGCACUUGCCAGUGUAUGUGACCUGACAGUGAUUGCGUGAAUGUGCAUGUGUGCCUAUCGCACAAGUUUGAAUUUGUCUCUCCUGUCUGUCAUGCUUCUUUUGAGUGUUGGGGGUGGUUCAGAGGAUAUUUUGCUUUUUAAAUUGUCCAUGUCACUUCAGUUACCAAAUACUGGUAAUUGUACUAUUAUUUUCUAAUCACAGUCUGUGGAAUCCUGUAUUUUCAAGAAACUGUUUAUUAAUAAAAUCUUCGAUAUGAUGUUUUGCCUGCUUAUGGCAUCACUUCAAUAAAUGUGUGUCGACACAGAAA